Molecule: messenger RNA, 1110 nt
Organism: Lotus japonicus
Lineage: Eukaryota; Viridiplantae; Streptophyta; Magnoliopsida; Fabales; Fabaceae
Product: aquaporin SIP1-1-like
Exons: 3
Coding region: 239-976 (245 amino acids)
Biological process (GO): transmembrane transport
Cellular component (GO): membrane
Molecular function (GO): water channel activity
Source: RefSeq, a predicted model, not a curated record
UGUGAUAGACAUCAUCCAUGUUAGCAUUUUCCGGCACAAUUAUCUCUACAAAACAUGAGUCGUUUUAGGUGACUAUCUCACAUCGUUUGAUCCGAAACCAAACCUCUAUGCUUUGUGCUUUUCCCGUAUUCUGAUUCUUUAUUUUUCUCUCUUGUUUCAAAAGCAAGAAGAAAACCCACCAAAAAAAAGAAACUUUCGUGCUUUGUAAACGCAGAGAUCCUAUAAGGGUUAGGAAAAGAUGGUUAAUGCAGUAAAGGCAGCGAUUGGAGAUGCGGUGUUGACUUUCAUGUGGGUCUUUUUCUCUGCCAACAUUGGCUGGGUCGCCAACGCCAUAACCAGAGCGCUUGAUGUUCAUCAUUUGUCUUACAAUGGUCUUGAUUACCCCAAUAUUAUUCUCACCACUGUCAUCAUCUUCGUCCUUGUCUCCAUCUUCACCAUCAUUGGCAAUGCAUUGGGUGGUGCCAGCUUCAACCCCACCGGCAAUGCUUCCUUCUAUGCAGCUGGUGUUGGCUCAGACACCCUUUUCUCUAUGGCUCUGCGUUUCCCUGCUCAGGCGCUAGGUGCAGUUGGCGGUGUUGUCGCAAUUAUGGAGGUGAUUCCACCAAAAUAUAGGCACAUGAUUGGAGGGCCUACUUUGAAGGUUGACUUGCAUACAGGAGCCGUUGCAGAAGGGGUGUUGACAUUUGCAAUCACUUUUGCUGUUCUCUUCAUCGUGCUCAGGGGUCCUCGUAGUGAGUUGAUGAAGACUUGGUUGAUGGCGAUGUCAACCGUAGCUUUGAUCGUUGCCGGUUCGGCUUAUACUGGACCAGCCAUGAAUCCUGCCUUUGCUUUUGGCUGGGCUUACUUAAACAACUGGCACAACACCUGGGACCAGUUCUAUGUUUACUGGAUCUGCCCCUUCAUUGGAGCAAUACUGGCUUCUUGGCUGUUCCGUGUUGUGUUUCCCCCACCAGUGGUAAAACAGAAGAGAGCCUGAAGAGGAAUGGUAGACAUGCUUCCUAUGCAGCACCAUUAUAGUGCAUUAAUACCCGCUUUUGCUCCUUAAUGUAGAAUAGUAGACAUGUGCUCCUUCUCUUCUUUUUUGGGUAUACAUAUUUUUCUUAAUUUUUA